This is a messenger RNA of Frieseomelitta varia, 1793 nucleotides long. RefSeq lists its product as uncharacterized. The record is from RefSeq and is a predicted model, not a curated record. NCBI's taxonomy places the organism in Eukaryota, Metazoa, Arthropoda, Insecta, Hymenoptera, Apidae. The transcript has 3 exons. The coding region runs from base 987 to 1556 and encodes 189 amino acids.
GUAUCUCUUUUAUCAAGUCCACUGCUAUAACUGCUGCAAAUUGUUCAAGAAAAAAUGGUCGAACGCAUGUCGGUCAGCUUCGGAGUACUACGAGCGUCCGGUCGACCGGCGACUGGCCACGAAAGGUAACGACCUUGAUCGCUGGCAACGUCCUCGACAUUCCCGCAGGAUAGAAACGGAGGUGGGUAGAACGAUAGACGCUCGAUUGGUCGUGGCACAGCCCGCGAUCGGCCAGGCUCGACUGUCGGUGGACAGCCGCCACUCCGUUAUCAUCGUUGCUGGACGCUCGCGUGUCUUCGAAUCUGCAAUGUGAACGAACCACUCGUCAAGAUGUCGUAAAAUUACACAAGAGUGUCAUCAAUUUUCGGGACUCAAGGCAAGGAACCAAGAUCCUCGAUUCACGAACCCACUCAAAUCUUUGUUGAACGCUACGAAGAAUUGUCGUCGCAGUUUGGAUCAUUAAUUUGGAGGAGUGUUGCCAAAAUUUUCAAAAUCGACUCCUUUCGUUUCGUUAAUUUCCCGUGGUCAAGAACUCGGUGUACACUUCGCGCAGUUCUCGUGCAUUCUUCGUGUUCUUUCGUACGUUCGACAGGGCAGUUUUCGGUCCGCAGUGUCGCGGUCUUGCGAUUGCUACCUGUUGAUCGCGUCGCCGACGCUCGACCAUAGCAAAAUGUGCAGAUCGUUAGCACCCGUUGUCGUCGGUUGAUUUCGUCGACUGUUGUGUGCAAACGAGGCGUGGCGAGAACUGCUGACAAGUUACUGGACACGUACCUGUGUUCGUCGGAUGGUGAAUUCGCAACUGAGACGACGCUGUAUGCGGUUUUUGCUUCGGAAACGAGUGUACUGCGAGAGGUCGACCGCGAACCAGCUGCUUCCAGCUCGAAAUUGUUUGCGAUACAUCGCCGUCAAUUCACUCUGUCCAAAAAAUGAGCGCGCAGACGCUCUAACUUAAAAUCAAUCUGCACACCUCGAGAAUCCAUCGAACCAUGUUACCCUCGUCGAAGCUGCUCCAUCAGGCGGAACCGACGGAUCCCGAUGUCGUUGCAACCGCUACCUGCAGAACUCCGGCGAACGGAUCCGUCACGCAAUCGACGAUCGCGGUCGACGACGACGCUGAGAGAAACGACGACGACGACGACCCACCGCCUUACAGCGCGAUCGUGCCGCCGAAUCACGUCGGAUGGUCGCACGACUUUUCGGGGAAUUGGUAUUCAGCGUGCAAUGCAGCAUCCUACAGGGCGGACGCAACUCCGCUGGCCUGCUUCCAAUCCGGGCUGACGUCGCCGGGCUUCGAUUCCUAUCCAGAGAGAACCGAUCCCGGCCAACACGCAUCGAUCUCGAUGCCUUUAAUGCCUUGCAGGCUGUUCAUGUGCGGCUCUCGCAGGUCUCUGUUCGCGCAAGAAGGCUUCACCGACGACAUCUCCACGAGCAAGGACACCCGCGGAACGAGGCGGAAAUACGGCGCCAUUUUGGUCGGUGCGGCGAUGAUUGUUUUCCUCAUGGUCUUGUCGUUGCUGGUACGGUUCGUUAUGGACAAACAUCUUUGGUAUGGCUAACCAAGAACUAUUGCAUACCGACGAUAAGACACUGCAUCGUUCGUUUUUGAUCUAGACUGAAUCUAUAGUGAGCAUUAUCGCGACAUAAUUCCUUGUCGAUUGCGUUGACGCAACAACAAGUAAUUAGAGCGGAAUGAUUGUCACGGAGAACCAUUUGAAUUCUUGUGAACAGUGUGUGAUUUAAUCCUUCGAUUUAUCGUGGCAAAUAAACGUGAUGUUUGUACGUAUUUAUGGAAA